This is a messenger RNA of Bicyclus anynana (squinting bush brown), 2463 nucleotides long. RefSeq names its product beta-chimaerin (gene RhoGAP5A). Lineage: Eukaryota; Metazoa; Arthropoda; Insecta; Lepidoptera; Nymphalidae. Gene Ontology annotation, molecular function: GTPase activator activity. The coding region runs from base 203 to 1558 and encodes 451 amino acids. Gene Ontology annotation, biological process: signal transduction; regulation of GTPase activity. The record is from RefSeq and is a predicted model, not a curated record. The transcript has 8 exons.
UUUUCAAGGAAUGUUUGAUUUGAUUUUCUGUGUUUGUUUAAUUUGUUUUGUUUACGAAAUAUUAAUCUGAUUGUUACGAUUUCUCUUCAGUUCUAUUUGUGUUGUAGUUAUUUGCUAUUUAUUAGUAUACCUUAUUUGCAGUGUACUUUGAAAAGGUUUGUUUAAAGUAUAUUGCAUUCAAAGGACACCUGAAAUAGAUAAUAUGGAUAACUUGAAAAAUAUAUGGAAACCUGAACUUUAUCGCAUCCAACUUGAGGCACCAGUACCAAAGCGGGUUAUAUGCGAAAAUUGUCCAGAGAGGCCAGAGUUUUAUGGGAAAGAGUACCAUGGUGUGAUGGGACAUAAGGAAGCUGCUUUAAUUCUAGAUGGUGAAUCAAAUGGAUCAUUUUUAAUACGGAAAGGCAAUGAAUCCAAUGAUUUUUACACUUUAUCUUGGAGAUUCAAUGAUAGAAUACACCAUUACAAGUUAUUUUAUGAUGGAACACACUACAUAAAAGAGAAGAGGUAUGAUACUAUCUACGACUUGGUGGCCGAUGGGCUCAUCAUCUGCCAUAUGGAGUUGAAGGCACACCAUAUACUGGAAAUGAUCAACUCCCGCACAAACUAUACUGAGAGUCCCUACGUCACUCUCAAUAGGCGAAAGUUAAAAAGUACAUUAACAGAAAUACAUCAGACCCCAAAAAAUGCGAGUCCCAUUAGCAGGAAUGAUGAUCAAAUAUUGGAAAUUGUGUCGGAUAAAAAGACAUUAGUUCUAACACCCACCAUAGAAGACAGCCCACUUUUAUACAAGUACUUAAAAUCACAUAACUUCAAGGUGCAUACAUUCAAGGGUCUGAACUGGUGUGAGUUGUGUGCUAACUUUCUGUGGGGUUUCACUGCGCAAGGGGUUAAAUGUGAAGAUUGCGGCUUCAUAGCACAUUCGAAAUGUUCCGACGUCGUGCCCAACCACUGUUUGCCCGACUUAAAGAAGCUUAGAGGAGUGUUUGGUAUAGACUUAACGACUUUGUUGAACGCUCACUCUAGUACUUUGCCCUUUGUCGUGAGGAAGUGCGUCAACGAGAUAGAGGCGCGGGGAAUGGACUCCGAGGGCAUCUACAGGGUCUCCGGCUUCGCGGAUGAGAUUGAGGCAUUGAAACUGGCGUUUGACAAAGAUGGCGAGGCAGCCGAUCUGAGCGUGUAUAGCAACAUCAACGUGAUCGCGGGCACGCUCAAGCUGUACCUGCGCCUGCUGCCCGUGCCGCUCGUCACCUACGAGGUGCAUCCCGCUCUCGUCAACGCUAUCCAGAUGAAGACAACAGCGCUGCAAGUGACGAUGCUGCGCGAGUGUCUGGACAUGCUGCCGCCGGCGCACUUCAACUGUCUGCAGUACAUGGUGCAGCAUUUGCACAGAGUGUCGCAGCAGGCGGAUGUGAACAAGAUGUCCGCGCACAACCUGAGCACGGUGUUCGCGCCCACGCUCGUGGCCACGCCGCCCGCCAUCACCGACCUGGCCUUCGAGAUACGGGCGCUACAGGCGCUCAUCGACUACUGCCCGCAGAUCUACUACGGGAACAAGUGAACGUUGACAUUGGGGCGUCCCAAAAACCUUUACGAUCCAGACGAUGUCAUGACGACCGACAACGCUUCCCGGGCAACACAAUCACAAGCAACACAGCCUUAGACCAUUAAAAAGAAAGGACCUGCCUCGUAAACCGUUACCCCUCUGUCAAAGAUCAAGAAUCAAUGAUCUAACGCGUUUAUAAAAACUGUUGCUAUAGAAUCUAUGUUUCAUUGUUGUAAUCGUUUUCGUCGUGUAAAGAGCUACCUAAAAAUGCCGGUUUGUGUAGUUGAAUGGCAUAAAAAACUGUCAAAAACUUGUAGUUUAGUAAAAGAUGGAGUAACGUUUCAUUUGUAAGUAUUUCUACCAUAAUUGUAUCAAAUUUGUAAUAAAAACGAUUUCUAAAAAGAAUCGAUUCUUUUGACGGAACAGCAAAAAAACGAUCGAGUAAUCGAACAUUCUUUAUUUAUAUUCUGUGGAUAGUCUAAGCGAUGUGUUGGUUAGUCUGUGUAAAAAUUACGCGUGUUUGUAUUGAGAGUCAAUUAUAUAGUUGUGUGUAGUGUAUGGACACAGAAUAUACUUAAUGGUGUUAAAUGUUUUCGAUGUGUGAGUUUACCUCGUCCCUCUCAAAAAACGACAGACUUUUUUGUUGGUGAAUUUGGGUGCGAAACAGGUCCAAUCUUUUUAAUGGUUUAAUAGGCAUGUUUGUUUUAAAUAAUGUGUAAAAUAAUUUAUUAUAAAUUUUUCUUUGUAUACCUUUUUGUUCAUAAUUCCAUCACACUAGAACCAUUCCAGGUUGUGUUAUUUAUAACCAAGCUUAUAAUAUGUACUCGUAAAAUUCUCGAUUUAGAAAGCUUUUUAUACUUUUAUAUUAUAAUUAAAUUAUGACUAUAAACUAUCAUAAUAAAAGAUAAUAAUAUAUUGGA